Molecule: messenger RNA, 3959 nt
Organism: Ruditapes philippinarum (Manila clam)
Lineage: Eukaryota; Metazoa; Mollusca; Bivalvia; Venerida; Veneridae
Exons: 5
Coding region: 31-3759 (1242 amino acids)
Source: RefSeq, a predicted model, not a curated record
CAAAAAAUAGGAAGCAAUUACGAAAUCAAGAUGGCACAUGAGAUACAUAUAAAGAACAACAAAUACCGGCAGUGGGUUAAGGCUGGCCUAGGCUUGGGUUAUCUUAAAGAGGGACUUGCGCCAUUUUGUGAUGGCAUAGGAAGACAGCAGCACAAAGAUAUUAUAAACCAAAUACAACAAACUAAGACUCCUCAACCAAACAUAACAUGUGGCGCCUGUCAGAUAACAACUCUCCAGCCAGAUCAUGUCCGAGUCUCAAAAGGGAUAUGUCCCCUCAAACAAGAUAAAUGUAACUGUUGUUUUCCAAAUAAUAAGGGACCCUGUCCGAACAAUAUAUGUGGUGCCAUCUAUGACAGCAUUAUACAGUAUCAUGCAUCAAUACCACCGGCACCUUUUUGGAAAAACAGUGAUGUCCAACAGUGGUCGACAGACCCCUGGAGUGUCAUUAAAUGUUUUAUAAAUGUUCCUGGGUACAAGGACAAGACAUCAGCUGUCGACACUGAUUGCAUUGGGUUGCUUCAUGUUAUCAUAAAUAACAAGUACUUUCAUAGUCACAUUGGAUGCAAUGUUACAGGACCAAACAAUCUUUUUUCAAAGGUACGGCAGUAUCGAAACGAAAUUUUUCACUCUAGCUCUAUGGAGUUAGAGGAGAGCAAGGCUAAUUGUUAUAUCGAUGACAUGAUAGCUGUUCUACAAGAUGGUAAAGAACUUUUACAUCGACAAGAUGCACAACAAGCUGUCGUGAAACUUCAAGAUCUGAAGAAGAAGAAAUUUAUUAUUACCACUGAAAACGUUAACGGAAUUAUGACACAAAUCAAGAAAAAUGCUGAAGAAUGGCAGAAAGAGAUGAUAGCAUCAUACUGUAAGACUUUGCUCAAAGUACCAGCAAUGCCUUUACUACCACGAGGUCAGAAAUGUAACUUCAGUGAGAUUUAUGUUAGGCCUACAAUAACAAGAGAAAUAAAAGGAGAGAAAGGGGAGACAAAGGAGAUUGAGGUCAAGUCAAUGUCAGAUAUCUUCAUAAAGAAUGACGUGCCUUUGAAACAUAUAUAUGUUCUUGGAGAUGCAGGGUCUGGUAAGAGUAGUUUCUGUAAAUAUUUGGUCAACUGUUGGUGUAUUGCACACAGUGAUGCACAAAAUGUAGAAGAUGAGUUUGAAGGAGUCAAGGAAAUGAACAAAUUUGAUUUCAUGUUUUAUAUCUCUCUAAGACAUAAUCAAGACAUAGACAGUGUCCAGGAUAUGAUUAAAAAUCAGUAUGAUAUUGACAUUUCAAGCCCAGUUUUCAAAAAGGACUCUGCAAAGAUUAUAAUAUUGCUUGAUGGCUUAGAUGAAUGGUCUUCUGAAAGAAAGUCCUACAAUCAGUUCCAGACAAUGGGUCUCCCAAAACAGGAUGUUAAUAAAGACUACACAAUCGUAACUACAUCACGGCCAUGGAAAGUUCACACCUUGGGAAUAAGUGAGACAGAAAUUGAACAAAUACUGAAUCUGAAAGGGUUUGAUUUGAGAUGUGAAAGGGAAAUGGUAGAUAGAACAGUCUCACAAUUAAAUUUCAGCAGGCAUGCCAGUAAAGAUGCCAGAGUUUGUGAACAAAAGCUGAGAGAAAAGUCCCUUGAAAGUUUAAAACAGCUACCAAUUAUGCUGCAGCAACUGAUUUGUCUAUGGUUUGAUGGUAAACUUGAUAAAACUUCAAAAUGUGCCAUUUACACCGGCAUGUUAGAACUUUUCUUUACAUGGAAUGACAUGAAAACUGCAGGAACAAGUACUCGACUCAUGGAGGGUGCUCAGAAAGUAUAUCUUCCUAAAACCUUAGCUGAUAAAAAGAUAUUCAAAUUAAACAGCCAUCUCAUUUAUUAUGUGUCAAAGUUGGCUUAUGAGACACUAUUUAAUUGUCCGAAGGAUAAAUCCUUGACAUUUGACAUUUCUAUGUUUGAUGAACUAGAAAUAUCAGAUGAAGUAAGAGAAAAUUGCUUGAAACUUGGAAUAAUGACAGAAGAUGAAUGUCCAAGUUUAUCUGUAUCAGAACCACCAAGCUCAUUGUUCUCUUUUAUUCACAAAUCAAUGCAAGAAUUUCUGGCUGCAGUAAAUAUUUGUAUCAAUUUCAAUGCAAAAAAUGGUCUGUCAGAUAGUACAGGAAAUGUUGAAUUAGUCAAAAAGUUUAUUAAUGAGGUUUUUCAGAAAUGUUCAACAGUAAAUGACAUAUUAGAGCAGUCAAAUGUUAUCAUUAUGCUAUGUGGUCUUGAACCUAGAUUAGCAACACAUGUUUCAAAAUACAUAUAUGAUACUGUGUCAGAAGACUCUCGUGUUGAAGAAUACAGGAGUGACAUUUAUAAGGACCAUCGUUGUAUUACUGAUAUUCAAAAGCUUUUGUUAGAGUCAAUGGAAGAAUUCAAUGCAUCAUGUAGUAUAGGAAAUAAUCCUGUAUUUCAUAUAGGAGAUUUGGUCAUUGAAAGACGGGGUCAGUCUCGUGAUAUUGUUUGUUCAGGUAUUGAUCAGCAUCAAAUUGUUCCUGACACUGUUCUGUCUAUUUAUGUAGAUGGCAUCAACACGGCAAAUGUUGAAUUUACAAAAUAUUUACCAAUUUUUCACCAUCUUGAAAAAAUUGUAAUAAGAUAUGAAUAUGAAUAUGAAUAUGAAAGUGAUACUAGUAGUACACAUAGUACACAAAGGAAUACUAGUAGUACACAGAGUACACAAAUGGAUACUAGUAGUACACAGAGUACACAAAUGGAUACUAGUAGUACACAGAGUACACAAAUGGAUACUAGUAGUACACAAAGUACACAAAUGGAUACUAGUAGUACACAAAUGGAUACUAGGAGUACACAAAGUGAUACUAGUAGUACACAGAGUAAUGAACAGUUGAUUGAUGAGAUACACAAUUGUAUUUGUGAGACAAUUAAAGUAAACACUUUAACAUUAAAAUCUCUGUCUCUUCAUGUCUCUUACAAUGACAAGUAUUACCCAGUGUGUAAAACAGUUGUUAGUAACCUACCUAGUAUGAUCAAUCUUGUAGCAAUAAGAAUGAGUGGUAUAACAAUGAGUCAUGGUGAUACUACUACAUUUUAUAAUUUUCUUGAGAGAACCAGUCAUCUUGAACAAAUACAUCUUGUUAAUGUUGAAUGUGAGUGUGAGAACCAGCAUGAUGUAAAUUUAUCAAAACAUCAACAACUUCAGUACCUUCAUUUGGUUUAUACUGUUAGUGUGAUAGAUGUUGAUACUACAAACCUUGAAAUAUUAUCACUUUAUUAUUUGAAAAAUAGUAAUUACGGGAAAAUAUUUGAUAGUAUUAGAAAAUCUUACAAAUUAAAAGAACUGGAAUUGCAUGGAGAUAUUUACAAUAAAUCUCAAUUGUAUCAUAACAACAUAACAAAUAGACUUGUCACAGUAUUACCAUUGUUACACAAUCUCAGAAAGCUUGUGUUAUGGGGUUGUAGUUUAACUGACAAUAUAAUACAGUCACCUUUAGAGAUGAAGAGUUUAAAGAACAUUACGCUUGGUGAAGUCAAAAUGAGUUUGACAACAUGGCGGAAGUUUGUUGAUAGUCUUCCUCACGUUCCUCAUACUGUAGAUGUGAGUGUAAGGGGCUGUGAUAUAACAGAAGAUGGUAAGGAGUUUACUGAUGGUAUGUUUACAUUUCAAGGACUUAGAGGAGAGAAGGGAAAUGAUGCUAAACUAUAUGUAAAAGACCAGGAUGAGUUAUUUCAUGUUAAAUGUGAUGGUUAUUAUGAGUUUGGCUUUUCAACAAAAAAAUUGAUAUAGGUUACAUGAAGUUAAAACAUAGUGUUUAAACUAAAUUAUUUUAUGUUAAAAGAGAUGAUGAAUUUGGCUUUUCAUUUUCGACAUAAAAAAGAUCGAAUUUUUUAACUUAGUGAGAGAAAAUACAUGCAGUUAACAUAGUGCUGAAUCUAAAUUAUUUCAUGAUAAAAGAUAUAAAAUUAGACUUUUCAUUAUAAGCAAAA